Microcebus murinus (gray mouse lemur) is the source of this 7689-nucleotide messenger RNA. NCBI's taxonomy places the organism in Eukaryota, Metazoa, Chordata, Mammalia, Primates, Cheirogaleidae. The record is from RefSeq and is a predicted model, not a curated record.
AUGAAAGAACACAUCAUAUAUCAGAGGCUUUAUGGAUUGUUUCUCAUGUCGAGUUUUAUCUUUCUCUCAGAUAUGCUUUCACUAAAAGGAAAAAAGCUGGAUUUUUAUGAAAGAGGUGACACAUAUGUAAGCCUAAAUAACACCAUUCCUGAACUCAGCCGAUUCACAGCAUGCAUUGACCUGGCAUUCAUGGAUAACAACUCAAGAUAUUGGACCGCCUUCUCCUAUAUUGCUAAUAACACCCUCCUGGGAAGAGAAAACAUAGACCUUGGACUUGCAGGAGACCAUCAGCAGCUAAUACUAUACAACUUGGGCAAGACCUUUUAUAUCCAUUAUCACCUGACUCCAUUUCAAUGGCAUACAGUAUGCUUGAUAUGGGAUGGUGUGAAGGGCAGAUUAGAGAUCUUCCUGAAUAAAGAAAGGAUACUGGUAGUAACCGAUCAACCACAAAACCUGACACCUAAUGGGACUUUGGUCCUAGGGCACUUUCUCAAGAAUGGGGACAGCCAGGUUAAAAGCAUGGUACCUAGCUUUCCCGGCAGCUUGUACUACUUUCAACUCUGGGACCACAUCCUGGAAAAUGAGGAGUUUAUGAAGUGUUUAGAUGGAAAUGUAGUUAGUUGGGAAGAAGACGUUUGGCUCGUCAACAAAAUCAUCCCAACUGUUGACAAGAGGCUGCGCUGCUUUGUUUCUGAAAAUGUGACAAUUCAAGAAACAAGUACGACUCUUUCACAACAAACAGAUUUGACAACUCCAGCCCGAAUUACUGGACUAAAACCACAAAAGACUGCACAUUCCUCUACAGUGUUGUCUAAAAGCAUGCCUAUAUUUGCUACUGAUUAUACAACCAUAUCAUAUUUAAAUACAACAUUUCCACCUCUAGAAACAACAACUGCACCAAAAACUUUUAGGAUAUCCAUAGCUGAGACAGCUACACUUACAGCAGAUGUUUUAUCUACUUCAGCAUCUGUCACUCUGCCUAUCCAGAAUACAUCCAUAGACACUACCACUAAUUCCCUGAAAAUAACUAAAUCUCCAUCUUCAGAAAGCACAAAGACAACAAAAAUGGCUGAAGCCAAGGCUACUGAGACCUUUCAUCCAAAUACAGCUACUAAUUUCCUGUCCACAUUUGGAUUUACCAAUAAUUCAAUUGUAUCUAAAACUUUAGCAAUUGAAUCUCAGUCGGCUGUUAUGAAGACAACAUCUUUAGUCUCGACUAUCGAGUCAAUGUCCAUGUCUACAGCAUCUUGGCCCAAAUACAAAUCCACAGAUAUUUGGAUACUCCCUGUCUCCACAGCUGGCCAGAAGUUUCUUGCAUCUACAGCUGCUGAAACUGUACCUUGGUCCACAGUGGAAGAGACUUCAGCGACAACUGCUCUCAUUGGGACUGCAUCAGCAUUCCCACCUGAGUCUGUGCUCAUCUCCACAGCUGCUCCCGCAGAUUCUGUAUUUCCUAGAAAUCAGACAGCGUCUACAUUGGCAACAACUGAUGCGGCGGCAGCAUUUACCGUCCAUUCAGUGACUCUCCCAACUAGACUUGUUGAGACCACUCCUGCCCUAGGAAUAGCUGAAACAGAAUUGACAUCUACAAAUUUUCGGGAUGUUUCCUCAUCCAGAGUAGAAGAUGUCAUGUCUACCUCCACGCCAAAAAACACUUCCUCUAUGGCCCAUUCUUUCAUAACAUCCUUUAUGUUUACUGAAACUCAGAGUGUAAAGACAGUUAUUGGUGCUGAAACGACACAUACAGCCUUGACCUCUGGAAUCACACUUGCACCUAUAGAGGAUGAAACUAUGCUUUCCCCCACAAUCACAGGACCAGUAUAUACCCAGAAAACUCCCACAGCUGGUGAACACAUGCAUACUUUGAUUUCCACUAGAUUGGCUUCCAAAUCCAAGGUAUCUGAGUCAGUUCCCACAUCUACAACUGAUGAAGCUGCCUAUCUAUUCUCCACCAAUGAGACCAUUUGGACUUCCAGGCCAGACCAGACACUAUUGACAUCUAUGAAUACAACCACCAUGCUUACAUUUGUGCCUAAUGAAAAUUUCACAUCAGCAUUCCAUGGGAGUAAUACAGAACAUUCAUCCACAACUACUGAUAUUAUCACCCCACCAGAAGCAGCCACAGAGAGUGAGGCUACUACUACCACUGAUGCUACUACAACCAGAUAUACAACAGCUCUAUCUAAAUUGACAUCUCCAUGGUUUGCUAAGUUCUCCACAGUUUCUGGAACCACAUCUGUAACCAAUAUGCCUGAGUUUAAAUUUACUACUUUACUUUUUAAAACCAUCCCUAUGUCCACAGUAGCUGAAAAUGAACUUCAUUUGACACCAGGGGAGACAGUUGUUUCACCAGUAGAUAUAAUAUCUACUCUUGCUGACAUUAAACAAAAUUUUUCUACUGAAGAAAGUGCUUCUGAGACUACACAAAUGGAAAAAAAUGGUACAAUUGCCUUUGGAGAUACAACAGCCCCUAUAGCAAAGUCUACAACAACUCAAAGAUUUAAUUCUACUGUGGCAAGAAAAGAAACAACUUCCCAUAAUCUUAAGGGAAAAUCAACUGUAGCAGCGGUAACUGAGGUUUCUCCAUUUUCAACAAUGUUGGAAGUGACAGAUGAUUCAGCACAAAUGGUGACAGCUUCUGUCACUGUUUCCCCUUUUCCUGAUAUAGAAAAGUUGACUACCCCCUUGAAUAAUAAAACUGCAACUACUGAGGUGAGAGGAAGUUGGCUAUCAACAAAAUUGGUGAAAACCACACCUAAGAGUUCAUACAAUAAAACUACAGAAAUCUUUAAUUCUACCCACACCUAUACAGCACAUUGGACUUCAGAGAUAUCUAAAGGGACUUCAACUCCAUCUCCUACUUCUAGGAUCACACAGAUAUUCCCUGAACCUCUGGGUGCUUCCACCUCAAGGAUAUUGGAGACCAGUUUCCCCACUACCCCUGAAGACAUGAAAACUAUCUCUUUGUCUGCCAGUAUCUUGCCUUCAAAGCCUACAGCUGUUCAUUCUUCAGCAACCCUUAUGCCUGUUACCCAUAUGUUCUCACUGCCAGUUAAUGUCUCUGCUGUGGUGUCUGAGGAGGUUAAGAGGACCAUGUCUGAGCCUUCUACACUGGCUAAGGCUUUCACUACAUCUAUGCUCUCAGGUGUUUCAAAUACAUCAUCAACUACAGUGACCACAGCACUGGUGCCACCAUUGGAUCAGACUGCUUCUGUGACCAGCGAUACCAUGCCUACCCACAGAGACUUGAUUCAUACCACUUCACAGGCCUCGGUGAUCUCUGUCAGAAUGACACCCAUGGCAGUUCCCUCUCUGACAGAAACUUCACUCCCCUCGCUGAAAACCCCCACUCUUGUGACAGCUAAGGCUGAGACCACUGUUUCCUCCACUUCAGUUGACAAAGUAAUUCCAUCCACACACACUCUUGUCUGCUCAAAAUCUCCCCUUAACAACAUUCCUAUUGUGUCCUCCACUCACGUGAUAUCAACCACAUCUACACCAGGAACAACUCAACCCAUAUCUCAAGUGGAGAAGACUUCUACCUAUGCUCUCAGCUUUCCAUAUACUUUCAGUGCUGGUGGAGAUGUUAGCUUGGCUACUGGCACCACAGAGACCCCUGUUGUUGAUGAGACCAUGUUCUCACAUACCUCUGCCAAUGAGCUCACUACCUCAGUAGAUGGUCACAUUUCUCAAUCUGCCACACAUCUUGUAAACACACCGAUCUCCAGCCAAUUGUUGACUGGCACCUCUAUCUUACCAUCUGACAAAGACCAGAUGACCAGCUCCCUGGUGAAAACUCCUAAAACUAUGGAGGUGACAGAAAUAUCCCCAUCAAAGAAUUCUUUUAUUUCACAUUCCCAGGGUACUUCAUCCUUGGAAAUGACAGGCACAGGAUUUUAUGAGACCACAAAAAUUUCCAUUCACCAAACACAUUCACCUUCAGAGGUUACACUUGGGACUCCACCUGAUGGGAAUUCAGCUUCAUCUCCCACUUCUGGGAGCACACAGACCACACCUACUUUGACCUCAAGUAACACAGUAGAUGUUGACAUUUCAGAAAUGUCUACCAGUAGUGGGAAAUUGGCUCUCCCUUCACAAUCUCUGACAAUCACCACUUUUUUGCCUCCUGAAAAAGAAAGCAAGAGUGCCCUUUCAGUAUAUACUCCCAGGACUGUGGAAAUGAUAGUAACCUCCACCUCAGUGACACAUCCUGUCUCAUACCACCAGGAUACUUCAUUUGUAGAUACUACAACUUCCAGAACCACCAGAAUAUCAAAUCCUGUGAACAUAACCACAACUCUUUCACACUUGCCUUCACUUAGGACACAGCCUAAGGUGACUUCAGUUGCCUCUUCCAUUUCUGAAAGCACACAGACUUUCCCUGAGUCCUCGUCUCUCUCCACAAUCGGACUAUAUAAUGCCAAUUUUACAAUGAUUUCUACUGACAGGAUCACUCCAGCCCUUUCUGUUCCAAAUGUACCUACGACACUUCUUAGGGAAACCUCUGUGGCAACAUCCAUUCCUAUUUACCAGAUGUCUUCAUUGCCAGUUAAUGUCACUGUCUUCACCUCCAAAAAUGCUUCUGACACUCCCACAAUACUAAUAAGUAGGUCUUCUAAAACAACACAUCCAGAUUGUUUGAAAAGUCCCUCUAUAGUCACUUCUGGGCCUAUGUCUGAGAUGUCCUCCAUGCCAGUUAAUGACUCUGUUUUCUCAUCCACAGCAGUUUCUUCUGACAUUUCCACAAUAGUUGGGUCAUUCUCUACUCGAUUGUCUUCAAUUACCCCUAGAACUACUAUAACCAUACAAACAUCUACAUUGGAUAUCACCCCUGUGACAUAUGCUGAGCCUACUUCAAAAAGCACAAUGGUUUCCUCUGCUCUCACUACUUCAGAAAUGAUAGAGCUACCUUCAAGGAUCACGCCUACAUCCUCUUUUUCUCCAACAGAGCCAACAUUUUCCUCUAUGAAAACCAUUCCAACCACUAUUAUGGCUGGGACAGUGACUCCAUUUAUAGGCACCACUCCCUCCUAUCUACACAGUUCUAAGAAUGCUGAAGCUAUUUCCUCCAUUUCAAAGACCACAUUUUCGCCAUUUCUAUUAACAACCCAACACUCAUCACAAGGAGAUGAGGCUACAACUCUGGGCAUAUUACCUGGGAUUACUAACAGCUCCCUAUCUGCCAUGAGCAGUAGUAGAGUGGCAGCUAUCACAAAUACUUCUGUAUCUAAUGCUCCUCAUGUUAUAACUUCUUCUACAGUGGAGGUUUCAAAAUCCACAUUUCUGACUUCUGAUACAAUACCAAUGUAUCCAUUCGCUAACCUUACAACACUACCUUUUCCUACUGUAAGCACCAUACUCACCCAAACCACUCCUUCACCUACAAUGGGCAGUAUCACUACUGGCUUCCCAACUUCUCUCCCUAUUUCUAUAAAAAUCACAGAUAACAAUGUGUACAUUUCCACAUCCCCUGAGGCAUCCACCAGAACCACUGUGACUACCAACUCCAGGACUGUGUCUCAACCUCCAUUCUUUAGUGGAAUGAGUAUGUCACCUUCUACAACUGACCACACCCUAUCUGUUGGUUCCAUGCCUCUGCCUAGCCCUACAAUAACAUCUGCAUGGAGCAGACUUCCAGUUACAGCAGCACCUGCUACUUUAAUUUUUCCUAAACCCACAUUGGACUCCCUUCUAAAUAUUAUCACUACCACAUCUGCUGCUCCUGGAACCUCAUUUCCACUCAUAUCCACUGGAGUGACACAUCCUUCUACAACAACUGUGUCUUCACUAGUAUCUUCCUCUUUUGAGGCAACCUGGCUGGACUCCACAUCAUCCUUUGUAUCUAUGGAAGCAUCAACUUUGCCUAUUGCUGCUAAGUCCACAGUUUCCUUCUACAAUACUGAAAUGAGCUUCUCUGUCUAUGAUGAAGAGCCAAGGAUCCCUAUUACCAGUGUUAUAAAUGAAUUUACAAAAAAUUGGUUGAAUUCUGUAUUUCAGGACAGUGAAUUUUCUAUUACUAAUCUGAUCAUCCAAAUUAAAAGCAGAGACAUUUCAGAGGAAGAGAUGACCAUGGAUCGAGCUACUUCGGAACAGAGAGAAGGGCAAGGAAUGGCUACAAUUUCCCAUGUACUAUACAGCUGUGUCUGUCAGGUCAUCAUAAAGGCCAACUCUUCCUUAGCACCCACUGAAUUGAUUAGCAGGAUCAAAAGUCAAAUACAUGGCAACUUCACGCAUGGAAACUUAACGCAAGCUCAAUUGACGUUAUUAGUAAAGUCUGAACAUGUUGCGGUGAAAAAACUAGAUCCAGGAAAGUGCAAAGCCGAUGAAACAGCCUCUAAAUAUAAAGGGACAUAUAAGUGGCCAUUAACCAACCCUACGGAGACAGCACAAACUAGAUGCAUAAAAAAUGAGGAUGGAACCGCCACAAGAAUCUGUUCAAUCAGCGUCAACACCGGCAAAGCUCAGUGGGAAAAACCAAGGUUCAAACAAUGCAAAUUGCUUCCAGAACUCCCUGACAAGAUUGUGGAUCUUGCUGAUAUUACCAUAAGUGAUGGAAGCAUCCCAAUGCGAACUGUACCAAGAGAAAGGAUGCAGACACUUUCGGUCUGCUUAAAAGUGUCCCUCCUGCGGCGCCGCCUGCUCCUCCCCAGCCCCAGGCCCGCCCCUCCAGCCCAGUCCCUCCCCCCAGCCCCAUUCCGUGCCCCUCUCCAGCCCCAUUCCUGUCCCUCCUCCAGCCCCAGUCCCGUGCCCCCUUCCCAGCCCCCACCCUGCCCUCCCAGCCCCAGGUCCCUCCUCCCCCCAGUGCCCAUGCUCCCCCACCCCAUGCCCACUCCCCCGCCCACCGUCUCCUCCAGCGCCAGUUCCGGUGCCCCAGCCAGUCCCAUGCUUCCCUCUUCCAGCGCCCAUCUCAUGCUUCCUCCCCAGCCCCAGUGUCCCCAUGCUCCCUCCCCAGCCCCCACCGCCCCCUCCAGCCCCAGUCCCCACUCCCUCCUUCCAGCCCCCAGUCCGUCCCCCCCAGCCCCAUCCGCCCCCUCACCCCAUGCCGCGCUGCGCCCGCUUCCUCCCCCCCGCGCUCACCACGCCGCCGCCGUGCCUCGAAGAAAUACACCCCAUGUGCAAGAAAACCUCCGCACCAUCCCCUCAAGGAACAACUUGCCCAACCUCCUCACCCUCACCCCCGACAGCCCACGCCCCUCUGCCUGCCCCGACCGUCGCCUGCCCACUGAGCACGACGAACUCCCCUGCAGCAAUCCAACAAUUCUGAGGAUAAUUGAGCGUGCUGGCCAUAAGAUGGAGUUUUCUGGAAGGGCAGCAAAUAUGACGGCAUCCGGGUUGGCUUUGGCUGUGAUGAAGGUGGACCAUACAUUUGAAGGCAUGACCUUCAGCAUUUGCUCCUACAGAGAAGGAACAGACCCUGAGUGUUUUUUCACAUUGUCUGAUGCUAGUAGCCAUGACUUCGCAGCUAUGGUUGAUGAACCUCUGCAUUUGGGACGACAGAGUAGUCGAAAGAAUAGUGGCAGCCUGAGAAUUGUGGUAAUUCAUCGGCAGUCCCUCCAGUCCUCGGUGUACCUAGUGGGAAUGAGUAGAUUCUAUUUCGCGGGUGAGCAGGUGGGCUAUGCAAUGCUGUUUGUUGGUCUGGCAUCAGUACAGGUGGUCAGGAAGCUUUGUCUCAAGGGCAGGAUGAGAUAG